CUCAUCUUGCAACACUGGCUAGUAGCUAGUUUCAAAAGAAAAUGGCGGCCCGGUUGCAUUACUUGCAUAGCGUCUGCCUGCAUCAAUUCUUAUUUUGAACUUGGAUAAGAAAUGUGUAAAUGAUUUUUAAAUAGUGUUAAACAUGAUGGAAACACCGAAUACGUUAAACAGCGGCAUGUGCCGAUGCUGCUCGUCGGAAGGCACAUUCAAAGAUAUUAAAACGAAGUAUCAUUGGAUGGGAGAGGAAGAGGUUUAUGCAGACAUGUUGACCGAUUGUUUUGAUAUCAAAAUACAGACUCCGGAAGACAUGGACAAUGGCAUCUGUGAGGUGUGCAUCACGCAGCUGCGGAACGCUGUCAACUUCAAGAAGCAGGUGCUGCAUACAGAAGAGCAGUUCAAGAGGAGACUCCAGGGACGAGAUGUUAAAAAUCCUAUCAAAAUUGAAUCUGUGGACAAUCCUAUAGAUUCCGACCACCUCUCCGAUCAAGACUUCACAGAAGAAUACGAAGUUCCCAUAAAACAGGAGGUGGAAGAGAGGCCGAAAGCCAAGAAACGCCAGGCCAAGCCUGCGACGCCGCGCGCCAAGAAAGCCAAGACUGAAGCCGAGUCGUCCCAACGAACGGACGGCGACGCGCCCAAGAAGCGCAAGAAAAAGAAAAAGAAAUCGGACGAUAGCGCGACCCCAGAGCGCAUUGAGCACAGGGUCAACCUUACCGCCAUACUGCAGUACUCCAACGCCAGUCCGUUCCGAGACAAGACCGCCCGCGGCUUCUCCUGCCUCUACUGCUGCGCGCACUUCCAGCACAUCGACGAGCUGCGCGCGCACACCGCGCAGCAGCCCGAGAAGGACAAGCUCAACUCCAUGAUCGACUACAAGCUCAGCUACAACCCCAUCAAAGUGGACAUCACCAACCUCGAGUGCACCGUCUGCCACCAAUCCAUGAGGGAUCUCGUCGAACUAAAGGAUCAUCUAGUCUUCGUCCACAACAAGACUAUCUACAAAAACAUUAAAGACAUCAUCCUUCCUUUCCGUCUCGAAGACGGUCACAAUUUUACUUGUGUCAUAUGCUCCGUCGUUCACAUCUCGUUCAAAAACCUUUAUCAUCACAUGAGCAGCCAUUAUAGAAAUUACUGCUGUAAUAAAUGCGGCGCCGGCUAUAUCACGAUAGCGGCGCUCCGCAAGCACAUGAAGACCCACGAGCAGGGGAACUUCCCCUGCGCCUACUGUGAUAAAACAUACACCUCUUUCACAAAGAAGAGGAACCACGAAAAAGGCGUCCACACCGGCGGCUGGUUGAGGAACAAAUGCCCUCACUGCCCAGAGAUUUUCGUUAGUUACUACGACCGCAGCGAGCAUCUCGUACAGGUACACAAUGAAAAAGCCGUCAAGUAUCCCUGCAACGCGUGCAAUAAAGUAUACAAAAAGAAGUUCGAACUUAACCGUCACAUUAAACACCACCACUUACAGCAAAAGAGCUUUUUAUGUGACAAGUGCAAUGCUAAAUUCUUCUCGAAACGCGGUCUCGCCGACCACUUGUCCAGGCAUUCUGGCGGAGAAGUGUACACCUGCGAUAUAUGCGCCAAAACCUUCGCUAGAGCGAGGACUCUGAAGGAGCAUAUGAGAAUUCACGAGGACGAUAAGAGGUUUCAAUGCGAGGUCUGCAAGAAGACUUUCGUACAGAAAUGCAGCCUGAAAAGCCACAUGCGCUUACACCAGGACCACUUAGACAUUUUCAAGGAGUUCGAUGAUGUCAAGCACCUGAUAGACGACAGAGAACUGACCUUGAAACAGAUAGCCGCGGAAAGCAAGAAAAAGGCGGAGGAGGAGAAAAGAAAACAAAAAUUUCUCCCACUUGAUAAGAUGUAGAGAACAGUGAGUGUCAAGGACUUAUUAAAUAGGUUCAAAAUAUGUAGUUGGCGUAAAUGACUGUAAAUAUUUACAUUCGAAUGUGCGAAUGAAGUUUUGAAUAAACAGGGUCAUACUUCUUGCUUUUGCGCUUAGUAAGUCGUUUUAAAAAAUAUAAUUUGUUCGAACUUUACUUACAUUUGCUUUUUCGUCAUAUACUUCUGUCUGAAAUGUUUCAUUGUAUUUGGCGGAAAAUUACUAAUAAACUUCCUGACCGCCAAUCAUUCAAGAUUUUGAUCUCAUUCAAACUUCUUUGAAAUGAUAAUGUCAAGGACAUAGUUUUAUAUGCGAUUAUCAGUUAAGUACGUCAUCAUUAGACAUCAGAAUUUUUAAGGCAAAUUUUAAUGAUGGGUAGGGAGUACAGGUACUCAUAGGUCUAUAUCGAAAAACUCAAUUACCACUACUCUUUUUAAUGAUAGUGAUCGCCCCCAGCUUUAUUAUUGUAAGUUUAAUGUUUAUACUUCCAAUAAUAUUAUAUUUUUACUAACGAAACACGGAGUGACCUCUAGUAAAUAUGUUGGAGAAGCAACGAUAAUUAAGUUUAUUGAUAUUUUAACUGCCUCACUGUCUAUAAAAUCCGGUCCUUAAAAUUCCAAUGUCUAGUUAUCAUCAUGUAUUGUGUUAUUGAUGUUAUGCAUAUCUUCUUACGUAUAAUAAUAUAUACUAUAUACUUGAAUCACGGAUGUCUAUUUUACGAAAUUUGUUAUAUUAAGAGGUACUUUAUCUAAAUCGGUGUAAGUGUAGGUAUAUUGUUUUUGACAUUUGAAAUGAAAUUAGGCUGUCUGUGGUUGGAGGCUGGAGCAUAGAGAGGUUGUAAAAAAACAUUUUAGGAAUUGUAAUAUCCAAACAAACAAACAAUAGGUUAGGAAGAUCUGCUCGCCACGAAGUGCUUUAAAUUGAAAAUUAUUAUUAUAUUUAUAAGUUUUACCAUAUACAAAAACCAUGUGUGUUAAGUAAAUAUAUUAUAUGUAUUACUACUA
This is a messenger RNA of Cydia pomonella (codling moth), 2886 nucleotides long. Its product is annotated as PR domain zinc finger protein 5-like. NCBI's taxonomy places the organism in Eukaryota, Metazoa, Arthropoda, Insecta, Lepidoptera, Tortricidae. Gene Ontology annotation, biological process: regulation of transcription by RNA polymerase II. Gene Ontology annotation, cellular component: nucleus. Gene Ontology annotation, molecular function: zinc ion binding; DNA-binding transcription factor activity, RNA polymerase II-specific; RNA polymerase II cis-regulatory region sequence-specific DNA binding. The coding region runs from base 143 to 1867 and encodes 574 amino acids. The transcript has 5 exons. The record is from RefSeq and is a predicted model, not a curated record.